AUGACAAACAGGGAUAUGCUCAUAUUCGAGACAUUUGAGAAUCCAGCAACCUAUCUAAGCGGCGAGCUGUCCGAUGAAGAACUUGAAAUACCCGUGCAUGAAAUUCCUCCCAAUCCAGACGAUUCCGACAUCUUACCCUCACAGGUACAUCCGUCAUAUCCAUACGGAAAUCCUACAAGUCUCAAACACCCUGCCAACCGCCCGCGAAAACCAACAGAUCCAUCUUCUCGAGCACUUUUCUCGGACCUCUCGUAUGCCGGAGGCGGAGUGAACGGCGCGCUGCGUUGGGGCGAUCUCGCUCUUGACCGGCUCCUUCCUAUUGAUCGGGCUCGUGAGGAAGCCGCACGGGCGGCGCUAGCGCGCAAGAUGGCAAGUGGCGCAAGCCAGAGUAAUGGACCAGCCCCUGGUCAGCAACAGGGCCAGCCACCAGAAGCUGGUCAACAGGCAGAAGACAGUGAAGAAGAUGAGGACGAAGACGAAGAUGAUAGUGAUGAUUUAGAGGGUGGCAGUAUGAACGAUGAAGAUGAAGACGAAAAUGAGAUUCCUGAAGCGAGUUACGAAGAAGAGUGA
This is a messenger RNA of Fomitiporia mediterranea MF3/22, 570 nucleotides long. RefSeq lists its product as uncharacterized. The record is from RefSeq and is a predicted model, not a curated record. Bases 1 to 570 code for a protein of 189 amino acids. Lineage: Eukaryota; Fungi; Basidiomycota; Agaricomycetes; Hymenochaetales; Hymenochaetaceae. The transcript is spliced from 3 exons.